AUGCCUGAGCCACCUCAUCUGGUUCUUCUUGAUGCUGAGGAACAGCAGCUCUAUUCCGACGCCCUCCUGAUGACCAAGCUUCUCACCUUAUCUCUAGGGAGAGCCCAGACUCCCAUAAGGAGGAGACUCAGUUCAGCCGCUUGGAUCCAUAACUCAUGGCUUUGCUCUGCUUUGUCCGCCUGUCUGAUUCCGCUCAGCCCGUACGUCCCGCGGCCCACGCCGGAUGUCCUCCAGCCUCUGGACCACCUGGAAACCGCGUUCAAGAAGACUACCAGCAGCUUUUGUACUUGGAGCGUGGGGUGGAAAUGCUGGGGUGUCCGGCGAGGUUAUUUUUGGAUCACUGACAGCGCGUCAAUGGCUACAGAUGCAUCGCAAAGGAAGGCUCUGAGAUAUCAACAGACCUUGCUGUACGGGGAGUACAGGGAGCAGCUGGGAAACUUCGCCCGGCGGGAGGCGGCCCGUUUGCUGACGGAGAGACAAUGGCGGAGACAGGCGGAAGAGAACGACGCGGCGGCGACGGGCAAAGGGGCUGGACGGCGGCAGCAGAUUCAUCAGCAUCCCGUCAUCUUGGAGUCACAUCUCAGUCACACCUCCUCUACCAAAAAGCCACGUCCAUACUCCAAAUGUCAAGAUUGUUUGGCUCGCGUGCGGCGCUACAUUGUGAACAAGAUGGGGGAGGACUGGAUCUUCCUGGUCCUCCUGGGCCUGACCAUGGCGCUGGUCAGUUGGAGUAUGGACUACGCCAGUGCCAAGAGCCUGCAAGCCUACAAGUGGAUGCAUGGGGAGCUGAAGGGCAACGUGGCGCUCCAGUACCUCGCCUGGAUUAGCUAUCCCAUGAUCCUCGUCAUGUUCGCGUCACUCUUCUGUCAUCUGGUUUCCCCGCAGGCCAUCGGUUCCGGUAUCCCCGAGCUUAAGACCAUCUUGAGGGGAGUGGUUCUGAAGGAGUAUCUGACCUUGAAGGCCUUCGUGGCUAAAGUCAUCGGACUGACGGCGGGAUUGGGCAGUGGGAUGCCAGUGGGCAAAGAGGGUCCAUUCGUCCACAUCGCCAGUAUCUGUGCCGCAGUGCUGAGUCGCUUCAUGUCCAUCUUCUCUGGCGUCUAUGAGAACCCUUACGGUUACACAGAUAUUCUGACGGUUGGCUGUGCCGUCGGGGUGGGAUGCUGUUUCGGCACUCCACUAGGAGGGGUGUUGUUCAGUAUUGAGGUCACGUCUACCUACUUUGCAGUGAGGAAUUACUGGCGGGGAUAUUUUGCCGCCACGUUCAGCGCCUUCAUAUUCAGGGUGCUCUCAGUAUGGAACAAGGAUGCCGUCACAAUCACUGCUCUCUUCAAAACAAACUUCCGCAUGGAUUUCCCUUUCGACCUGCAGGAGCUGCCAGCAUUUGCAAUCAUCGGGAUAUCAUGCGGUUUCAUGGGGGCGUUCUUCGUCUACUUGAACAGACAGGUGGUUCUGUUCAUGAGGAGACCUACUGCGCUCACACGCUUCCUGACAAAACAUCGAUUGAUCUAUCCAGGCGCAGUCACGCUGAUUAUCGCCACCUUCACCUUUCCUCCUGGAUUUGGACAGUUUAUGGCUGGUGAGCUCAUGCCCAGAGAGUGCAUCAACUCGCUGUUCGACAACUUCACCUGGACCAAAAUCUCAGCAUCCUCCCCUCCGCCUGGCCUGGGUCGCUCGACCGUGUGGCUGCACCCGCAGGUCAGCGUUUUCGUCAUCCUCAUCCUCUUCCUCUUCAUGAAGUUCUGGAUGUCAGCGGUUUCCACAACCAUGCCCAUCCCCUCAGGCGCCUUCAUGCCAGUGUUCAUAUUAGGAGCCGCUUUUGGUCGCCUCGUAGGGGAGAUCAUGGCCACUCUGUUCCCAAAUGGAAUCCUAUUUGAUGGAAUUGUGUACCGCAUCCUGCCGGGAGGGUACGCCGUCAUUGGCGCGGCCGCCAUGACAGGGGCUGUCACCCACACCGUUUCCACCGCGGUGAUCUGCUUCGAGCUAACGGGUCAGAUCUCCCACAUCUUGCCCAUGAUGGUGGCGGUCAUUCUAGCCAACAUGGUGGCCCAAGGUCUGCAGCCUUCGCUCUAUGACUCCAUCAUUCAGGUGAAGAAGCUGCCAUACUUGCCUGAGCUGGCCCUCGGGCAUAUCAGCAAGUACAAUAUCUUUGUGGAGGACAUCAUGGUGCGCAAGGUGAAGUUCUUGUCGUCACACUCAACUUAUCGGGAACUGAAUCAUCUGCUGGAGACUACUACACUGAAAACCAUCCCUCUCGUUGACUCCAAAGAAUCCAUGAUUCUUCUGGGCUCCAUCGAAAGGAUGGAGCUCCAAGCCGCUAUCGACUGGUGGCUCUCGCCAGCCAGGCGUGUCUUUGAAAGAGGUCAGAGUUCACCGGGCCCAUUGUCCAAAAUCAGCUGGGAGUCUUUCACCUUCGUGGACGAGGAGGGUGGCGAGGAGACUGUCGACAAGAGCGUGCCAGUGCUAGAUGAAUGUAACGGGCCUAUCCCGUCCCCCAAAGCUCAGGAGCCCUCAAGCAAUCACACAAGCUCAGAAAAACGCAAAACGCCAUCUGUCAGGAGGACACUUCAGAGACUCUUCUCUUCCUCCUCGUCAUCCACCGGACAGACUGAUGCACAGGACACAGCUCCCCCUACACUGGCUGACACAAUGUCACCAGAUGAGAUCAAAGCCUGGGAGGAGUCCGAGAUGGACAAGCCAAUGGACAUGGAGCAGAUCCGCAUUGACCCCUCUCCCUUUCAGUUGGUUGAAAGAACAUCUUUGCACAAGACCCACACUCUGUUCUCCCUGCUGGGUCUGAGUCAUGCCUACGUCACCAGUAUUGGCAAGCUGGUGGGUGUGGUGGCACUCAAAGAGUUACAGAAAGCUAUAGAAGGCUCAACUCGCAGUGGCGUAAGGCUGCGUCCGCCGUUGGCCAGCUUCCGGGAUGCCAACAGGAAAGCCAAGAAGCACCAGCCACCAUCCUCUACCACUUCCUCCCCCACGUGGGACAGGGACCUAUGGGGCGAGGGGAGCAGAAGGGAUGGGGAGCCAGCGAGGAAGGAUUCAAGAGGAAUAACUGCCCAAGACGUCUUGUCUUCAGCCGGAGGCAACUCGGUCAAUACUCACGAGUCGGCGUCGCCGUCCACUUCCUCGCCUGCCGACUCGCCGGGCUCGCCAGCCGACCCCGUCCUCACGCUGUCCUCCCUACGGGAAGAGCAUGAGAGCGAGGAGUCGGAUGAGCCCAUCUAG
Nerophis lumbriciformis (worm pipefish) is the source of this 3228-nucleotide messenger RNA. Lineage: Eukaryota; Metazoa; Chordata; Actinopteri; Syngnathiformes; Syngnathidae. The record is from RefSeq and is a predicted model, not a curated record.